CAAUUGGUAUUAUUAACGCUCAGUGUUAGUUGGUUCCUCGCACACCACAAAUGUCACCGCAAACGACCCAGUUUCUGUGCCUCGCAGCCCUUCUGUUGCUGUGCCUUAUGCAACUUACUCAGGCCACGCCUAAUAAUAAUAACAAUAAUAGUAAUAAUAAUAAUAAUAAACCGAAAACCGUGGCCCAGGUACAACCAGGAAACGCAGGAGGAAAUAAACCCACGAUUGCAACCACCACCUUAAAGCCGCAGAGAUUGCAGCCAGAUCCCAAGUGCUUGCAACCUUUGGAGAUAGGACCUUGUCGCAUGAAUCUGGAGAGAUAUUACUACAACAAGGAUACAAAGUCCUGUGAGAAAUUCAAAUAUGGAGGAUGUCGGGGCAAUGACAAUCGAUGGGGAUUCAAGCAGACCUGCGAGGAGGCUUGCCUUCCCAAAAAGUAAUUAUCUAUGAAAAUAUUUGUUAUGUAAUUUGUGUAAUGCUCGACGAUUUAUUAUCAAAAGACGAACUCUCUCUACUUUGUUUUAAUAAAUAUAUUUCGUUUGUUAAA
Molecule: messenger RNA, 547 nt
Organism: Drosophila serrata
Lineage: Eukaryota; Metazoa; Arthropoda; Insecta; Diptera; Drosophilidae
Product: carboxypeptidase inhibitor SmCI
Molecular function (GO): serine-type endopeptidase inhibitor activity
Source: RefSeq, a predicted model, not a curated record